Messenger RNA from Coffea arabica (coffee), 921 nucleotides. NCBI's taxonomy places the organism in Eukaryota, Viridiplantae, Streptophyta, Magnoliopsida, Gentianales, Rubiaceae. The record is from RefSeq and is a predicted model, not a curated record.
AUGGAGUCAAAAGAUACGGCCACUUUCGAGAGUGUUAAUUCAACUGUUGCAUCUAAAUUGACAACUUUUGGAAUACGAUUUCUGUCGAGUAAUUUGUCGAACGAUGAUAAUCGUCAAGCAGAAGAGAAGCCUCAGGAGCAAUUGCCGGUGAGCAAUGCAGAUGAGGCUCGUCCUGAACAGAUUGUUGUGAUCAUGGCUGGAGACCAGACCCCGAGUUUCAUUGCAAUGCCAGCGCCUUCGCCACGUCCAGGUUCUCCAGAAGAACAAGUGAACAACAAUUUUAAGGUGAAUCAGAUCAAAUGGAGACCAACUCGCAAGUUCAUAUCAAAGAGUCAAAAAAAUCCCAAAAAAAUUUCAACAAUUGAGAUGAGUGAUGAGGACAAGAAAGUUCUUGAAGAAAAAAUCAAGAAAUGGGAAGACGAUGAAUUUCAUUGCAAGAAUUACUUGUUAAAUUGUCUUUCUGAUGAAUUUUAUGAAUUUUAUGAGAAUUCAUAUCCUACUGCUAAAAAGAUUUGGAGAGCUUUGCAGAAAAAAUAUGACACUGAAGAAGCAGGCGCAAAGAAAAAUGCCGCAAGCCGCUACUUCAAAUUUCAAAUGGUGGAUGGAAAAUCUGUGGUGGUCCAAACUCAUGAACUUCAAAUGAUUGUACAUGAGUUAAGAUCCGAAGGAAUUCAGAUUGGUGAACAACUUCAAGUUGCUGCUAUAGUGGAUAAACUUCCACCAUCUUGGAAGGAAUUCCAAAAGAGCUUGCGAUACAAGCAAAAGGAGUUUUCAUUAAAAAGUCUCAUUACUCGUCUAAGGAUUGAAGAAGAAACAAUAAAUCAAGAUGCCAAAAGUGGACAAAAUGGUAAUGAAAAUGGUGCUACCAAGAUUGGAAUACAUUGUCUGGAGAUUCAUUAUCCAUUACUGAUAGGGUGUUAA